GUGCGGGUACGUCGAGUGUGAUGUACUGCGUGUUCAGUUGUCUUUCAGUCGUUGCUUGUCGUGCGACGAGAGCGGAGCGUCUGCGAUGAUGACUGAAUCGGAGGUGAUACUGCAAGGCUUUCUGCACAAGUCGCCGCCGCUCGGCAAGCGUGGAUUGAAGAUUUGGCACAAACGAUGGGUCGUCCUGUGCGAUUACAAGAAGCUCUACUACUAUCGAUCCGAACGCUCAACGUCGCCUCUCGGUUCGAUCGACGUCAGCAGCUGCGUCAGACUGGAUUGUGGUCUGGAUCACAAGAAGUACAGACACAUCUUUGCUAUUGUCUGCAAAGAGAGGACGCACUUUCUCAGCGCGUCUAGUGAGAGUAUGAUGGAGCAAUGGGUGUCUGCAAUAUGUCAGAUGAGAUCGAGCGACUAUGGUCUGAGUACUCAAUUCAAAACUGUGAGGAGACGGAGUCGUCAUCCACUGGAGACCAGGAUGGAUGGGAACGAGGAGGAUGGUGAAGCAUCGUCGAGCGGUGGUAGUCCACUGUCGUUGUUGCGUAUCUUGAAACGAAGCUGGUCUGUAACGUCUCCCAAACAUAAACCUCCAUUGAAAGCAACGAAGAGGCAAGCAUCUGUGGACGACUUUACUCGGCAAGGAUCCGAGACGCCACCUCUGGUCGAUCGAAGUCUGAAACCUCCACCUCCUGUGCCUCGACAUCUUAAGCCUCCAUGCUUUUUUCAAACAUUAUCGCCUGACGGUGCACUGAGCAGUGGGCACAUAACGUCGAGCUCAGUAGAGGGCGACGUCUUUAGGUUUCCCUCGGUGAAUGUGGACACUGAUAGAGACGAUGCUCAUAAUACGUCCGAUGCUCAUAAUACAUCCACAUCUCCAAGUCCGGGAAUGGACGUACCGCAGAUGUUGUUGAGUGACAGUGCGAUCGAUCUACGAAAAGCCGGCGACGACUUCGUAUCUCACUGGAUGUCCGAUCAGUCUCCUCAGCAGUCGCCUUCGGUGCAGCGUGCAUCGAGGCUUGUCGGAUUCCAUCUCUCUCAAGCGGAUAGUUUCACUUCGAUCGAUCAGUUGAGUCCUGUGCAGGGAUCGUCGUGCGACUCUGGGGCUGAGUCGGAGGAUGGAGGUGCCGAGGAGCCGGUGAAAACGAGCAACACGAGAACGUAUCAUUACACAGUGCAGCGAAGCGAUGCCACGACCGACGAAGAUGCGUCGGAUGCGGACAGUCCGAAGACGAGGAAACCGGGAGAAUGGCAUUCGCCGUUUCUCACUGACAAAUGCAACUUUGCCGAUGCAAACAACAGAUUUGAGUCGGAAGUGUAACAGUAUACUGUACAUUGUAUUUGUAAAUAUUAUUUAUUUGUAUAUACAUGCAAUACAUAUCUGUCCUAAAAUAA
Molecule: messenger RNA, 1389 nt
Organism: Corticium candelabrum
Lineage: Eukaryota; Metazoa; Porifera; Homoscleromorpha; Homosclerophorida; Plakinidae
Product: GRB2-associated-binding protein 2-like
Exons: 4
Coding region: 86-1315 (409 amino acids)
Biological process (GO): signal transduction
Cellular component (GO): cytoplasm
Molecular function (GO): signaling adaptor activity
Source: RefSeq, a predicted model, not a curated record